CUUUUAUCGGCCCGCGAAGCAUCCCAAAAUUGGGCGAUGCAGGAAGCGGACCGUGGUAUUCUUGCACGGCAUUGGCAUGGGUCUCUCGCCAUACCUGGCCUGGCUCAGCUCCAUGCCCAGAGACAUUGGCAUGGUAAUUAUCGAGUUCAUGCCGGUGUCUGGUCGGAUCUGCCCACAAGCCGUCUCGCAGCGCGAAUUUGUCAGCUCCAUGCGCAGCAUCCUCUCACAGCAUUCUCUCGACGAUGUUGUUCUGAUCGGCCACUCCUACGGCACACUGAUGGUGCGCUCCCUCCUUGACGACCCCAUCGUCAACAGCAAGAUCCACUCGGUCGUGCUGAUCGACCCAGCGUCCAUCAUGAUGCACCUCCCCGAGCUCGGCUACAACAUCAUGCGCCGCCGGCCGCGCAACGCCCCGGAGCUCGAGAUGCAGUGGUUCGCGGCAGCGGAUCCGCGUACGGCACACACGCUCACGCGCCGGCUACACUGGCAGGACUGCAUCCUGUGGCGCGAGCAGCUGGUCGAGAAGCGCACGACCGUUGUCAUCGCGUCGCGCGACUGCGUGACCAGCCCCUCGGCGACGGCGAGCUACGUAUACUAUGGGCACGUCGACUACGAGGAGAGCGACAAAAAGGAGUGGCGCAAGACGCCAGAUACGUGGACAGGCAGGGGCGAGCUGGAGCUGUUUUACCUCUGGGAUCGGGACCACGGGCAGAGCUUGCUCGCGCCAGCCGAGAUCAAGCGGAUCACUCGCAUUGUCGAGACGUACUGCGACACGGGGCUGGAUCCGACGGGCAUUCUGAGACGGGACGAAGAAGGAAGCCAACUGCCCUUGGCGUCGGGUGAGGACGAGAAGCCCUCGGCCUUCGCAGUGGAGAACGAGCACAGUGGCAGCGGGGGAAGCGUGGUGGAGCCUGGCGAGCAGGCAAGUGAGAAGCACUUCGGCGCGACGACAAACUCGGCCGCAGUGUAAUUAGACGGGGAGUGCAUUUGCAGGCGAGACCUGGCAAUAUCGGGACCUAUAUAUGACAUGACGGC
This is a messenger RNA of Microdochium trichocladiopsis, 1035 nucleotides long. RefSeq lists its product as uncharacterized. The transcript has a single exon. The record is from RefSeq and is a predicted model, not a curated record. Lineage: Eukaryota; Fungi; Ascomycota; Sordariomycetes; Xylariales; Microdochiaceae. The coding region runs from base 77 to 970 and encodes 297 amino acids.